AUGACCAAGUCUCUGAACCGUAAAGCAGCACUGGCCAAACUGCUCCAACAAACACUCGAUGCCGGAUGUCGCGAUGGUAUGCCAGAUAGCUCAAGUGGGCGAACGCUAACUGAUCUUUCUAUUUUGUUUGUCUUCAAGGUUGGUCAUAGUGUACAGCGUAAAUCCAGAGUUACAUCGGGUCGCACACAUCAUUGGCGUUGUUAUGUCGAUAGCUGGAACCCCCGUUAUCCGCUGUCGAAUUUCGUAACGAAAGUGACCUUCAAGUUGCAUGAUACUUUUGAUAAUCCAAGACAAGUGGUGAGACAAGCCCCGUUCGCCAUCGAAGAGGAUGGUUUCGGGAAUUUCCAACUCCAGAUCGAGGUGACUUUUUUUGGUGGUGUCACAAACUUCUGCUACAACCUGAUCCUGUUCGACCACAAUGAUUUACCCGAAUACCAUACCGUUCGAAUCGACCCUCCACCAGACAACUGGGAUAAAAUGAUACAGCUGGGUGGAGAUCUAAGCUCACCUCGGACAAGCAGUUCUGAUUCGGAUGCUCAUGAACCCAUGGACUUAGAUGAACUGCAUGAACAACGAGGUGGAUGGUCUCGGGACCGUUCAACUAUGGUUUCGAUCGAUGGUCUGCGUCAACAACGUGCAAAUCAUUCACAAUCACAACCACCACCUACGUCCCUUCAGACAUCACCUCCUCCCCCUCCUGUCCCCACUCCCAAUCAACCGCCAGUAAUCUCGACACAACGACAACCACCAUACUCAAACUCCGACGGUGACUACCACGACAACCCAAUGCUACCCAUGGACCGAUUUCUUAACCAACGCCCACUGCUUCAAAAACACAAGAAAAAGCUACAGUUGUUGCACGAAGCCCAACUCCUAAUGGAGGAUGCACAGAAACAACAGACCCAAUGGGGUCCGUCCGCACAAACACAUCAUUCACCCAUUCCCAAUAGCCCCCAGUAUCAUUUGGCUCCCUCAUCUCCCACAAUGUCCAUCGAACCAUAUCGACCUAGUCCGGUAUCCCAACCUCUGAAUCGCGGUUCGGAAUCCAACAUAGAUUUCGGACAGUCCGAGGUCCCUGUGUCCUUCCGUCUUACUUCUGCUCAGGAUCAUCAUCUUCAUUAUCCGCAAACCGGUUCCGUUUCUCGUUUGUACGAUUCUGUUCGGAGACAUAGUCCAAUCCAUUCCCCUGGCUCAAAGGCUACUCCACCCGAAGAUUCAGAUUCGAAUCCCGGAAAACGGAUCGUACUCAAGUUAUCCCGUCUGGGUGCUGGGAAUCAAUUGACUGUUUCCAGCACACAUCUGGAUGACAGUAUCUCGGCUGCAAAAGCUGAGCGACUCGAGCGUCGCCGGCGGAAAAAAGAGCGUCACGAACAAAAAAUGCUGUUACUCAAGCAAAAACAACAACAGCAACAACUACUCCAACAAAACCAAGAACAGCCUCUAAGACCAGAGUCAUUAGCGAUGUCGAAUAUCAUACGAACACCGACGAGUAGUGAACACGUUGAAGAGGAACGUAGCAUGACGCGGCUCGAUACAACUUCCAGCACGCUCAGCAUGCAACAGCAGCACUCACGUCACCACCACCAUCACCAUCAUCACUACCAUACGCAAUCACUUCAUCGUAGCCACACCGAUACAAUACCAGAUGGGUCACUUGCAAAUACCACAAGUGACAUAUCCUCGCUCUCUCCGCGUAAAUCGACAAAACUCAAACGUCACAAGCGAUCCAAAUCUAGCCGAGAUCGUGUGGAACCGCCUCCCGCGCCACCGCAACCACCACCAACACAUGGGUCUGAAUUCUCUCAACCAUUGGGAGCGCAUGUUUCCUAUAGAGAAGAUCGUUCAGAUUCCAUACAGCCUAAUGUUCCAACUCAUCGUUCCGAACCGCAACGGCAUGUGCGGAUCCGAAAUCUUCUGGACACCGAUCCAUUGGAUCACUAUGAAGAAGGUAAUGAGAAUCACACGAAUGUAUCCAGUCGUCAUAUUGACGAAGAAAGUAUGCCAGACGCUGUUGCCGGGACUCGUAGCUCGGGACCAUCCAACCGAUAUGCGGAUCAUUCGCAUUUGUUGCUGGAACAAGAUGAACAUGAAUUGGACGAUGUUCUUCCACGCAGUCUAUUCUCACAAUGCCACGAUUCGACCAAUCCGGACAGUCCGUUUGUAGAUAUGUUUGGUGAGGAGACACAAAUGCAGUCGGAUGCGUCGAUGCAAUCGUCGGAUGAUGGACCAGGGAGCAAUUUACCCUCUCGUCCACGCACCACCAAUCCUGCCGCCUUGUUUGAUUCUGAUGCUGAUUCCGAUGAUCGUGACACCGACAAAUCAAAGACCCAUGAUAAAUCUGUGACCGUGCCGGCGCCCGCACUAGAUCCGAAACCUAGCGGGGAUGUGAGUCGUGGAAUACGAGUGAGCAACAAAUUGCCAGAGCCUAAAACGUCUUCCCGUGGGCAGCCACAACCUGACCCGGAAUCGAAUGGGACUAAGAAGAAUGCUGGAUCUUCCGGUAAAUUCAGCUCUAUGACUUCAAAGGAUCGUAUGAAGGAUGAAAGUGAACAAGGUGGUAAAUCCGUUGGAACGGUGAGUUAA
This is a messenger RNA of Echinostoma caproni, 2583 nucleotides long. The record is from the annotation of a GenBank genome assembly. NCBI's taxonomy places the organism in Eukaryota, Metazoa, Platyhelminthes, Trematoda, Plagiorchiida, Echinostomatidae.